Erigeron canadensis is the source of this 1131-nucleotide messenger RNA. RefSeq lists its product as uncharacterized. NCBI's taxonomy places the organism in Eukaryota, Viridiplantae, Streptophyta, Magnoliopsida, Asterales, Asteraceae. The record is from RefSeq and is a predicted model, not a curated record. The transcript has 3 exons. Bases 50 to 1057 code for a protein of 335 amino acids.
ACAUGAAUUUUUCCCCUCAUAACAAACAAAUUCUCAAUUAUUUAUAGCUAUGGCCCUUGCCAGAAUUCGGAGUCGUUUGACAUCGUCACCGGCGCAACCGCCUUCUCCCAUGCCCAAUUCCCGGGCGCAACCACCUUUCAACAGUUACGUAGACAAACUAAAAAACAUACCAGAAUUUGAUCUCCCUGAUGACAUGAACCGACCGCCCAUUGCUGAUGUCGAAUACAAGUUGAUCAAAUCUAAGGAUAAGCAUUCGAUCCAUCAAAUGUUGGAUUCUGCUGUUAAGUUUGGUAUUUUUAAGGUUAGUGGACAUGGGAUAUCGCCCGAGGAGCUACAGAUGGCGUUUACAGAAGCUGAGUUUUGUUUUGGAUUGUUGGCUGAUAGGUGGAGCCGCGAUGGUGACCGCGAGGAAUUUGCGUGGUCGAGAUCUGCCAUGGCUAUCGCAGAACGGCGUAGAGAUGUUAAGAAUGAGGCACAAUUUCAGCAGUUCAGGAAUAAAAUGGAUAAUAUUGCGAAUAAGCUCGAAGGAAUUGCAAAAGAUGUUGCUCAAAUAAUGGGUAACAAUAGUGGUAAGCAACCUCGAAAGAAAAUCAAGGAAAACGAAACAAGAAUGACGUUGUUCAAGCAUAACAACUCGUCUCUUCAACCACAUACUCCACGUUCCUCUCAAACACCACGUGCAUUGGAUGGCGGAUCUAGACGAGAUUCAGCAGCAUUUGCUCUUGGCCUUCAUAUCCCAACCGAGUUUGGAGAGUUUCGCCUCUUGUCUGAGGAAGGACCUUUCUCUUUCCGCACCAACCCUAACACCAUUGUGUUCACCAUGGGAGAACAAGCUGAGGAAUGGAGCUAUGGAGAGUUCAGAUCUGCAAUGGGGGAGAUAAACAUAGAACCAGAUAUCCAAGACGAUAAAGGGGCAUACUCCAUUGAACUCAAGUGCUCACCUACAGUUCUAAACGAAGCAGUCGACAAAAAUGAAAGUAUCACCCUAACUGAUCAGAUCAUCUUUGUAGUCAUAGUUGCCAUAGUUUACAAGUUGUUUACAUAUUUACUUUCUUGAGUUCCAUGACCAAACAUGUUUAUUUAUUUGUUACAGUUUUUUCUGUGGGCUAACAGUUCUGAUUACAGAUUGGU